CGCAGGAGAAACGAGCGUGUUUGCCGGAGGGAACGUAGGGUCAACGCUUUCCCUUAAGUAUAUAAUGUAUUGCUACGUGUAGCUUUAUAUAUAGGUAUAUAGGUAUAUAGGUCUACAUCAUUGUGUUUAUCCAGGCACCCCAACGUUGGGAAGCUAGCUACUUUACGAACUUAUUAACUUUAACGUUAGCUGCUAGCUACCCAUCGUUAUUCCAGCAGUGGCGGUGGUCUUUUUAGCUAGCUAGCUGGUUAACUAUCUGGCAGUGUUGAACUACUAAAGUGUGGGCACUUUGAUUUUACCAUGGCGGAUGUUACUGCACGUAGCUUGCAGUAUGAGUACAAAGCGAAUUCCAACUUGGUCUUGCAAGCAGACCGUUCACUCAUUGACCGCACACGGCGUGAUGAGCCCACAGGGGAAGUGCUGUCCCUGGUGGGAAAGCUGGAGGGAACCAAGAUGGGUGACAAAUCCCAAAGAACCAAACCAUCAAUGCUGGAGGAGAGACGGGCAAAGAGGAGGAAGAGAGAUGAGGACAGGCAUGACAUGAACAAGAUGAAGGGCUUCACCCUCUUGUCAGAGGGCAUUGAUGAGAUGGUGGGAAUCGUGUACAAGCCUAAAACUAAGGAGACCAGGGAAACGUAUGAAGUCCUCCUCAGCUUCAUCCAGGCUGCCCUUGGAGAUCAGCCAAGAGAUAUUCUGUGUGGUGCUGCUGACGAGGUGCUUGCUGUACUGAAGAAUGACAAGAUGAGGGACAAGGAGAGACGGCGUGAAGUAGAGCAGUUACUGGGGCCUGCAGAUGACACACGUUACCAUGUGCUGGUCAACCUGGGCAAGAAGAUCAGUGACUAUGGGGGUGACAAAGAGCUUCAGAACAUGGAUGAUAACAUUGAUGAAACAUAUGGAGUGAACGUCCAGUUUGAAUCUGAUGAGGAGGAGGGUGAUGAGGACCAGUUCGGAGAGGUUCGAGAUAAUGGAUCAGACGAAGAGAGUGAAGGAGACGAAGCUGACUUGGGAUGCACUCUGACAGCAAAUCUUGGUGCAACUGGUGAUGUGAUGACCGCCAAGAAGAAGGAGCUGCACCCGCGUGAUAUCGAUGCCUUCUGGCUCCAGCGUCAGCUCAGCCGUUUCUAUGAUGAUGCCAUUAUCUCUCAGAAGAAAGCAGAUGAGGUUCUGGAGAUCCUCAAGACAGCUAGUGAUGACAGAGAAUGUGAGAACCAGUUAGUCUUAUUGUUAGGCUUCAACACCUUUGACUUCAUAAAAAUCCUCCGCCAGCAUCGGCGCAUGAUCCAGUACUGUACCAUGUUGGCCAGUGCUCAGAGUGAAGCAGAGAAGGAGAAGAUCAUAGGAAAGAUGGAGGCAGAUCCAGACUUGUCAAAGGUUCUUUACCAGCUGCAGGAGACUGAGAAGGAGGAUAUUAUUAGGGAGGAGCGAUCUCGCAGGGAGAGAGUGAGGAAGUCUCGUGUUGACAAUGACUUGGAAUCUAUGGAUGUCGACCAUGGGGAGUCCAUGACCCCGAAACAGCUGCUGGAUCUCGAGGACCUGGCCUUCACCCAGGGAAGUCACUUCAUGGCCAACAAGAGAUGUCAGCUACCAGACGGCUCUUUUCGCAAGCAGCGUAAAGGCUAUGAGGAGGUGCACGUUCCUGCCCUCAAGCCCAAGCCCUUCUCUGACGAUGAGGUGCUGGUGCCCAUUGAGAAGCUGCCCAAGUAUGCCCAAGCAGGUUUUGAAGGGUUCAAAACCUUAAACCGCAUUCAGAGCAAACUGUUCAAGACUGCAAUGGAGACUGAUGAGAACCUUCUUGUCUGUGCUCCGACAGGAGCAGGUAAGACUAAUGUGGCCCUAAUGGCUAUGCUAAGGGAGAUUGGCAAGCACAUCAACCUGGAUGGAACUAUCAACUUGGAUGACUUCAAGAUCAUCUAUGUGGCUCCAAUGCGCUCCCUGGUACAGGAGAUGGUGGGGAGCUUUAGUAAGCGUCUGGCUAGUUACGGAAUCACAGUGUCUGAGUUGACAGGAGACCACCAGCUGUGUAAAGAGGAGAUAAAUGCCACUCAGAUCAUCGUCUGUACCCCUGAGAAGUGGGACAUCAUCACACGCAAAGGAGGCGAGCGCACCUAUACCCAGCUAGUGCGCCUCAUCAUUAUUGAUGAGAUCCAUUUGCUCCAUGAUGACCGUGGGCCAGUCCUAGAGUCUCUGGUGGCCAGGACCAUCCGCAACGUGGAGCUGACCCAGGAGGAUGUGCGUCUUCUGGGUCUUAGUGCCACCUUGCCCAACUAUGAGGAUGUAGCCACCUGCCUUCGCGUGGACCCUGCCAAGGGACUCUUCUACUUUGAUAACAGUUUCCGCCCAGUGCCCCUGGAGCAGACAUAUGUGGGAAUCACUGAGAAGAAGGCCAUUAAGCGCUUCCAGAUCAUGAAUGAGAUUGUCUAUGAGAAGAUUAUGGAGCAUGCUGGGAAGAACCAGGUGUUGGUGUUUGUCCACUCCAGGAAGGAGACAGGGAAGACAGCCCGUGCCAUCAGGGACAUGUGUCUAGAAAAAGACACUCUGGGGCUGUUCCUGAGGGAGGGAUCGGCCUCAACCGAGGUUCUCAGGACUGAGGCAGAGCAGUGCAAGAACCUUGAGCUGAAAGACUUGCUGCCUUACGGUUUCGCCAUCCAUCAUGCUGGUAUGACUAGAGUAGACCGUACCUUGGUGGAAGAUCUUUUUGCUGAUCGCCACAUCCAGGUGCUGGUGUCCACAGCCACAUUGGCCUGGGGUGUGAAUCUGCCUGCACACACUGUCAUAAUCAAAGGUACCCAAGUAUACAGCCCAGAGAAAGGUCGAUGGACUGAGCUGGGAGCCCUGGACAUUCUUCAGAUGCUUGGUCGAGCUGGGCGUCCUCAGUACGACACCAAGGGUGAGGGCAUCCUGAUUACAUCCCAUGGAGAGCUCCAGUACUACCUGUCCUUGCUCAAUCAACAGCUGCCCAUUGAGAGCCAGAUGGUUUCUAAACUGCCAGACAUGCUCAAUGCGGAGAUUGUACUGGGCAAUGUGCAGAAUACUAAGGAUGCAGUGAACUGGCUGGGCUACACCUACCUGUAUGUGCGUAUGCUCCGUAACCCUACCCUGUAUGGCGUCUCCCAUGACGACCGCAGCUCGGACCCCUUGCUGGAGCGCCGUAGGAUGGAUCUGAUCCACACUGCAGCCAACGUGCUGGACAAGAACAGUCUGGUCAAGUAUGACAAGCGGACCGGCGCCUUCCAGGUUACUGAUCUGGGUCGCAUUGCCAGUCACUUCUACAUCACGCAUGACUCCAUCCAGACCUACAACCAGCUGUUGAAGCCGACUCUCAGUGAGAUUGAGCUUUUCCGUGUCUUCUCCCUGUCCUCUGAGUUUAGGAACAUUACUGUCAGAGAGGAAGAGAAACUAGAACUGCAGAAGCUACUGGAAAGAGUUCCCAUUCCUGUGAAGGAAAGCAUCGAGGAGCCCAGUGCUAAGAUCAACGUACUUCUCCAGGCUUACAUCUCUCAACUAAAACUGGAGGGUUUUGCUCUGAUGGCUGACAUGGUUUAUGUGACACAGAGCGCUGGAAGACUGAUGCGAGCAAUCUUUGAGAUUGUUCUAAGCAGGGGGUGGGCCCAGCUCACAGACAAGACCAUAAACCUCUGCAAGAUGAUUGACAAGAGGAUGUGGCAGUCCAUGUCUCCUCUUCGUCAGUUCAGGAAGCUCCCAGAGGAAGUCAUCAAGAAGAUUGAAAAGAAAAACUUUCCAUUCGAGCGUCUCUAUGACCUCAACCACAAUGAGAUUGGUGAAUUGAUCCGCAUGCCCAAAAUGGGGAAGACCAUCCACAAGUAUGUGCACCAGUUUCCCAAACUGGACCUGGCCGUCCACCUGCAGCCCAUCACACGCUCUACACUGAAGGUGGAGCUCACCAUCACUCCAGACUUCCAAUGGGACGACAAAGUACAUGGCUCGUCUGAGGCUUUCUGGAUCCUGGUGGAGGACGUAGACAGUGAGGUCAUCCUGCACCAUGAGUACUUCUUGCUGAAGGCAAAGUACGCCCAGGACGAACACCUGGUCACCUUCUUCGUGCCCGUUUUCGAGCCCCUGCCCCCGCAGUACUUCAUCCGUGUGGCCUCGGACCGCUGGCUCUCCUGUGAGACACAGCUCCCGGUGUCUUUCCGCCACUUGAUCCUACCAGAGAAGUACCCCCCUCCCACUGAGCUUCUGGACCUGCAGCCCCUGCCUGUGACGGCCCUCCGUAAUGCUGCCUUCGAGACCCUCUACCAGAACAAGUUUCCCUUCUUUAACCCCAUUCAGACACAGGUGUUCAACGCUGUGUACAACAGCGACGACAACGUGUUUGUGGGAGCCCCUACCGGCAGUGGGAAGACCAUCUGUGCUGAAUUUGCCAUCCUCAGGAUGCUGUUGCAUAACGCAGAGGGACGCUGUGUCUACAUCACACCCAUGGAAGCCCUGGCCGAACAGGUGUUUGUUGACUGGCACCAGAAGUUCCAGGAUGCUCUGAAUAAAAAGGUAGUGUUGCUGACAGGAGAAACUAGCACUGACCUGAAGCUGCUGGGGAAAGGUGACAUCAUUGUUAGCACCCCAGAUAAGUGGGACAUCCUGUCGCGUCGGUGGAAGCAGAGGAAGAACGUCCAGAACGUUAGCCUCUUCAUUGUGGAUGAGACUCACCUCAUUGGAGGAGAGAACGGACCUGUGUUGGAGGUGAUCUGCUCCAGGAUGAGAUAUAUCUCAUCACAGAUUGAGCGUCCCAUCCGCAUCGUGGCCCUCAGCUCCUCCCUGUCCAAUGCCAAAGACGUGGCCCACUGGCUAGGCUGCAGCACCACUGCAACCUUCAACUUUCACCCCAACGUCAGGCCUGUUCCUCUGGAGCUGCACAUCCAGGGCUUCAAUGUGAGUCACACUCAAACGCGUCUGCUGUCCAUGGCUAAGCCAGUGUACCAUGCCAUAAUGAAGCACUCCCCCUCCAAACCGGCCGUGGUGUUCGUCCCGUCUCGCCGACAGACCCGCCUCACAGCCAUCGACAUCCUCACUUUCUGUGCUGCUGACGUGGUCCCUCAGAGGUUCCUGCACUGCACUGAGAAGGACCUGGCUCCCUUCCUGGAGAAGGUGAUGGAUGGCACCCUGAAGGAGACACUGGCCAAUGGGGUGGGCUACCUGCACGAGGGUCUGUCCACCACAGAGCGCAGGAUUGUGGAGCAACUCUUCAACUCUGGCGCUGUCCAGGUUGUGGUGGCUUCACGCUCCCUCUGCUGGGGCACCAACAUCUCUGCUCACCUGGUGGUUGUCAUGGACACCCAGUACUACAAUGGCAAAAUCCAUGCAUAUGUGGACUAUCCCAUUUACGAUGUUCUCCAGAUGGUGGGCAAGGCCAACCGGCCCCUGCAGGAUGACGAGGGACGCUGUGUCAUCAUGUGUCAGGGCUCCAAAAAGGAUUUCUUCAAGAAGUUCCUUUAUGAGCCCCUGCCCGUGGAGUCUCACUUGGACCACUGCAUGCACGACCACUUCAAUGCCGAGAUUGUCACCAAGACGGUGGAGAACAAACAGGACGCUGUGGACUACCUGACCUGGACCUUCCUGUACCGCCGCAUGACCCAGAACCCCAACUACUACAACCUGCAGGGCAUGUCUCAUCGUCACCUGUCAGACCACCUGUCCGAGCUGGUGGAGAACACACUGCAUGACCUGGAGCAGUCCAAGUGCAUUAGCAUAGAGGACGAGAUGGACGUAGCUCCUCUUAACUUGGGCAUGAUCGCAGCGUACUACUACAUCAACUACACCACCAUUGAGUUGUUCAGCAUGUCCCUCAAUGCCAAGACUAAGAUCCGUGGAUUGAUUGAGAUCAUCUCCAAUGCCGCUGAGUAUAAGAACAUCCCCAUCAGACACCAUGAGGACAACCUGCUGAGACAGCUGGCCCAGAAGGUGCCCCACAAACUGAACAAUCCCAAGUUCAACGACCCCCAUGUGAAGACCAACCUGCUGCUACAGGCCCACCUGUCCAGAAUGCAGCUGAGCGCUGAGCUACAGUCAGACACAGAGGAGAUCCUCAGCAAGGCCGUGCGUCUUAUCCAGGCCUGUGUAGAUGUGCUGUCUAGUAACGGCUGGCUGAGCCCUGCACUGGCUGCCAUGGAGCUGGCGCAAAUGGUCACACAGGCCAUGUGGUCCAAGGAUUCCUACCUCAAACAGCUUCCCUACUUCACCUCAGAGCACAUCAAGCGCUGUACAGACAAGGGUGUGGAGAGCAUCUUUGACAUCAUGGAAAUGGAGGAUGAGGAUCGCAGCGGGCUGCUGCAACUGUCAGACACCCAGAUGGCAGAUGUGGCACGCUUUUGUAACCGCUAUCCCAACAUUGAACUGUCCUACGAGGUGGCAGAGAAGGACAACAUUAAGAGUGGAGGUCCAGUGCUGGUUCUCGUUCAGCUGGAGAGAGAAGAGGAGGUUACCGGUCCUGUUAUUGCCCCACUGUUCCCCCAGAAACGUGAAGAAGGCUGGUGGGUGGUGAUUGGGGACCCCAAAUCCAACAGCUUGAUAUCCAUUAAGAGGCUGACCCUGCAGCAGAAGGCCAAGGUGAAGCUGGACUUUGUUGCUCCAGUGCUGGGUGUUCAUAACUACACACUGUACUUCAUGAGUGACGCCUACAUGGGCUGUGACCAGGAAUAUAAGUUCAGUGUGGACGUGAAGGAGGCAGACAGCGAUGGAGACAGUGACUCCGACUAAGUGACUCAGCAGAUGGUGUCCUUUCUCAGUAGCAGCUGGGAUCAGUAGGGAUAGUUUUUUAUAUUAGAUGAGGCAUUGAGGCCCAUUUAUUUUUUGUGAAUCCUUCUUUGAAUUGUUAUAUUUUCGUUAUAUGUGCUUGUGGUAACAGUCAACCCUUUACUGUAUGCUUUUCAAUUUAAUUUGGUUUAGUGUACACAAUGAGUAUCAUGUAUAUAGUACCUAAUUGGAGAAGUAAAAUAACAGGUUUGACAUCUACUUGAAAAGUCAGCAUUUUACGGAACCAUCAUUGACAUUUUUCCAGGAUGUUUCACCAUGUCUACUCUAAUUGCCAACCACUUUGCAAUUAAAUAAUUAUUGAUUGGCCUGAUUUUUGUUCUUGCAGAAUGUCUGUGCAGAAAUGUAAUAUUUGUUUUCCAAUAAACAUGACAAACAUA
Molecule: messenger RNA, 7148 nt
Organism: Esox lucius (northern pike)
Lineage: Eukaryota; Metazoa; Chordata; Actinopteri; Esociformes; Esocidae
Gene: snrnp200
Product: small nuclear ribonucleoprotein 200 (U5)
Exons: 44
Coding region: 301-6714 (2137 amino acids)
Cellular component (GO): nucleus
Molecular function (GO): nucleic acid binding; ATP binding
Source: RefSeq, a predicted model, not a curated record